This is a messenger RNA of Cicer arietinum (chickpea), 1104 nucleotides long. The record is from RefSeq and is a predicted model, not a curated record. NCBI's taxonomy places the organism in Eukaryota, Viridiplantae, Streptophyta, Magnoliopsida, Fabales, Fabaceae.
GAAAAACCCUAAAAUAACCUCAAUUUUGAUGAGGUGGCAAAAUAAUAAGUUAGGGUGCUAACAGAUUAGAACAUAUCUCAUCUUCCCUCUCGCCACACGCCGCCGUUUGCAGGCUGUUCGGAUUGCACUCUCUCUCGCCACACGCCGUCGUCGUCGCCGUCGCUACUACAGCUGCUGAACUCAACUCUGCAAGUGGAAUCCCAAAUCAGGUUCCGACGCGGCAUGACAGAGAAUGACGGCACAUCCGCCAAUGGCGAAAAAGCUCUCAAGGAAUGUGAACGCAUGAUUCAGAAGAGCCUCAAGUCUCCAAUGGUGAAGUUCUUGAGGGAACAGUUGAAGAAAGCUGGGUGUCCUGUUGAAGACAAUUUCAUCAAAGCUGUUAAUUGUAAUCAGUUACAUGCUGGCGGUUACGUUCCCGGUCAAGGGAUAGUUGUGUGUGGAAAUCGGACAGAAAUUCAAGAUGAGGUUAACCAGGCGAUAAUUCACGAACUAAUUCAUGCAUUUGAUGACUGUCGGGCUGCAAACUUGGAUUGGACUAAUUGUGCUCACCAUGCUUGUAGCGAGAUACGAGCUGGUCAUUUAAGUGGUGAUUGUCAUUACAAACGGGAACUUCUACGAGGAUUUCUGAAAAUACGAGGGCACGAACAAGAAGUAUCUGGUUACUUGGAAGAGCAAAAAACAUAAAAUGGUGGCAAGGCCUUCUGCAGACUCAGAAUUCAGAUCCACUGCUCGAAAGGCAUAUGUGAGUUAUGGCUAAAAAUCAUUUUAGAUGAUUGGAAAGUCAAAAUUAGAUCUUUUAUAAAUGAUUCUCAUUGCGUUGCGGUGUCCUAUAUUUUAGACAUCACUCAUGUUCGUGUUGUAUAUAGUGUCUGCACUUUAUAACUUUAGACUACUUUAAUCAUGUUCCGUCUAGAUUACUUUAGGAUACUUCAGACCAAUUUAGUUGGGGAUAAUGAUCAAUAUCUAGACAGGGAUAAUGAUUUUGUGUCCCCUUUUGGCCUUGUGUAAUGGUUAUAUAUUGCUGUACUCUAUCAUUCUCAAUGAAUUAGAUUUCCCAAAAAUUAUUUCCAGAUUUCUUUGUUUCACAUUGAAUAUUUUUUUUUU